Messenger RNA from Homalodisca vitripennis (glassy-winged sharpshooter), 474 nucleotides. Its product is annotated as matrilysin-like. Gene Ontology annotation, cellular component: extracellular matrix. Gene Ontology annotation, biological process: extracellular matrix organization; collagen catabolic process; proteolysis. Lineage: Eukaryota; Metazoa; Arthropoda; Insecta; Hemiptera; Cicadellidae. The transcript has a single exon. The record is from RefSeq and is a predicted model, not a curated record. The coding region runs from base 1 to 474 and encodes 157 amino acids. Gene Ontology annotation, molecular function: metalloendopeptidase activity; zinc ion binding.
AUGGACACACCCAGAUGCGGUAACUCGGACGAAGGCAUAGCCCCGUUUUCCGUGAACCCAUUAGUUAAAUGGAACUCAACUCGGGUCACGUGGAACAUGAUUGGCUCUGCCAUCCAGUAUGCCAACAUCGUUGAGAGAGCGUUUUCCUUGUACUCCAAGCACUCUGCUCUCGAAUUCCGUAGAAGUUACAGUAAUCCCACUAUAAUGGUAGUGAUUUCCCCUAAGAAACACGUGGCGUACUACCUUAAAAGCACUUGCAGUUACGAUUUUGACGGUCCAGGCGGUGUUCUCGGCCACGCUUUUCUCCCUCGACCGUGGCUGAACCAAUCGGAUAUACACCUUGAUUUCGAAGAGGACUGGGACUUUACAAUGAAUAUACCCGCACCGGAGAAGACUUCGUUCUUUACAGUGAUGGUCCACGAAAUAGGCCAUGCUCUCGGUCUUCAGCAUUCGUCUGUGUGUUACGAUCCGUAA